Messenger RNA from Rotaria sp. Silwood2, 1266 nucleotides. The record is from the annotation of a GenBank genome assembly. Lineage: Eukaryota; Metazoa; Rotifera; Eurotatoria; Philodinida; Philodinidae.
AUGAGUAUGAAUAAUACAGAAGAACCUAUGACGAAUGGAAUAGAAAAUGUUUGGCUACCGAUUCAAGCGUCCAGAAGUGCUCGAAACACAAUAAAUCCUAUCCGACGUAUUGUUGAUCGAAUGAAAAUAAGCCCAAAUCCUGCUAAAGAAAUGAUAUCCCUAUCCAUAGGAGAUCCAACACAUUAUGGAAAUAUGCUUCCACCGGUUGAAGCUUUAGAAGCAAUCCUUCAAUCUGUACAAUUACCUACAUCACAUGGUUAUGCUCCAUCAUUUGAUGCACGAAAAGCAGUAGCUCAGUUUUGGUCUCGAUCGAAUUAUACAUUAAAACCUGAAAAUGUUAUUUUAACUAGUGGUUGUUCUCAUGCAUUAGAAAUGUGUAUUGAUUGUAUGGCUAAUCCAGGAGAUAAUAUUCUUCUUCCACAACCUGGCUUUUCGCUAUAUGUCACAUUAUGUCAAUCGCUUGAUAUUGAAACUCGAUGUUAUAAAUUAUUACCAGAUGAAAAUUGGCAAGCUGAUUUAAGUCAUCUUGAAUCAUUAAUUGAUAAGCGAACACGAGCUGUUUUAGUCAAUAAUCCAAGUAAUCCAUGUGGAGCUGUUUAUACAGAAGAACAUUUACGAAAAAUUAUACAUCUAUGUGAACGACAUCAUUUACCAAUUAUUGCUGAUGAAAUUUAUGCAGAUAUGGUCUUCUCUAAUAAUAAAUUUUAUUUUCUUGGUGAACUGUCAGAAAAUGUACCGAUACUUUCUUGUGGUGGUAUCGCAAAACGAUUUAUAUGUCCAGGAUGGCGUGUUGGUUGGAUUGUUAUCAAUGAUAGACAUAAUCUUUUCAAAGAUACAAUUCAACCUGGUCUGAUAGAUUUAUCUAGCCGUAUUCUUGGUCCAAAUUCAGUUACUCAAGCAGCUCUACCUCAUAUCCUUUCUGAAACUCCAGAUUCUUAUUUUGAUGAUAUUCUUAAUCAACUUCAUAGCAAUGCAGAUUACUUUUAUCAUUCACUUUUAGAUGCACCUGGCCUUGAACCGAUUAUGCCUCAAGGUGCUAUGUAUAUGCUUAUUCGUAUAAAUCCAUCGGAUUUUCAGGAUAUUGAAAAUGAUAAAGACUUUUUUACUAAACUAAUUUGUGAAGAAUCAAUAUCAUGUCUUCCUGCAUCUGUAUUUGGUAUUGAUAAUUUCUUUCGUAUUGUACUUACAACACCAACGGAUAAAACCGAAGAAGCAUGCCAACGAAUAGUCGAAUUUUGUCGACGACACGCAAAAUCAAUUACUUAA